Cloeon dipterum is the source of this 2453-nucleotide messenger RNA. RefSeq names its product dynein axonemal intermediate chain 7 homolog. The record is from RefSeq and is a predicted model, not a curated record. The transcript has 12 exons. NCBI's taxonomy places the organism in Eukaryota, Metazoa, Arthropoda, Insecta, Ephemeroptera, Baetidae. The coding region runs from base 324 to 2387 and encodes 687 amino acids. Gene Ontology annotation, molecular function: beta-tubulin binding; microtubule binding. Gene Ontology annotation, cellular component: axoneme.
UAAACAUUUUUAUUCCUGUGAAUCUGUAGGGUCCGAAGAAAAAGAAAAAGCUGACGAAAGAGGAGAAGGCGAAACUGCGGGCAGAAGAGCUGGAAAGAAUCCGGCGAGAGGAAGAGCUAGAACGGGAGCGUUUGGAGCAAGAAGCGGCGGAAGCGCAUGAGGCAGCCCGGGUAAAAGCGGAGGAUGACGCGAAACGCGAGGUCCAGGAGCAGAUUUGGCGGGUGGAGCAGCUGGAGCACACAAAGAACCUCGUUUCCGCUUGUCUCGCGAAAGUGACGGAAGCCGAGAGCAGAGAAAGACACGAGAAGCAGUGGGAGCAGUACAUGAAGUGCGACGGCCUGCCUGACCCUGCCUCACCUCCAGCCAUGCACACCUACCUCCAUUUGUGGCGGUCAGAGCCGAAAGCCAGGCGAAAUAUCGAGCCGGUCGUGGAGAAAACGGCAGAAGUGCUCCAAUUGUUAAACGACCUGGACGAGUUGAUCGAGACGGAGGACGGUGGGAGGCUGCUACCCUUGUGGUGGGAGGUGCGGCAGAAGGUGCGUCUGGAGCAGCAAGUGCGCAUCGACGAGGCGACCUACGGCCUGCUGCGCGCCGCCUCCACCAUGCUGGCCUCAGUUGACUCGACCGUGGUACGCUACCACCGCGAGGCUGACCCCUACCUUUCGCUGACGCUGCAGACAGAUCUGGCUGCGCCGGCACCCGACGCUACGGCGCCCUCCUGGGACUUCGAGGAGGUCGGCGUGUCUAUGCAGCUGCCGUCGCAGUUUGCGGGCCUGCACGCCGCCGCCAGGGCUCUCUGGCUCCGCUACGACCACUACACCGACCUUUGUCCGUCCAGGAUUCCGCCACCUGCGCCGGAACACCACUCGCAAGAUAUGGUGAGCAUUGCAAUUGAAUUGUGGCAGAGGAGGUUGGAGGAGAAAGAGUGGGAAGCGGAGGAACAAGCGACUUUAGCAGCCGCCGAAGAACAAAGACUGGCGGCCGAAGAAACAAAAAGAGAAAUUGCUUCCUCUGCUGUUCCUGACGUUCCUCCAGGAGGAGAAACAGUUCCAGUGCUUGAAGAUUCAGCUCCCGAAGGUCAGGAACUUCAGGAAAGCGCCGAGGUUGAGGAAGCAGAUAUUGAAAAUGAGGAGGAAAGAGAAGAACCUCCGCCCAGGGACGAGGAAGCCGAGAGACAAAAAGCGGAGAUGGAGGCCAUGAUCAAGGACACACGUCCGCAUGAAUUGAAUCUGAGGAAGAUGACGGUCCUGGGCGGAGUGUUGCAUCUUGACUUGUUGGAGCAACCACCACAGCCAAGAGAGUUUAAUAAGAACCUAUCGCUGACAAAUGCAACGAAACGCUUUGAAUUCUACUCCCCUUCCAAAAUUACGAUACAAAGGCUAUUUAAUUUCGCAGUAUCGGAGCCUCUUUCACUGCAGAAGGUUCACUAUUACGUCAAAUACGUUCCUCCACCCCCGCCAGAACCGGGAAAGAAACGACUCCCAGAGGAAAUCGAAGCCGAAAUCAAACUGCAAGAACUGGAAUUUGAAAAAAUCGCACAAGUGCAUAUCAGUCUGCCAAGCAGUGUGCUCUGGUUCGAGCCGCCUAUAGUCGUCGGUUGGGAUGAUAAGAACGAAUACUGGAGCACGGAGGACUUGCACGAUCUAAAAUUCAACGAGGAAAAGCAGAUUUUGUCAUUUCGCGCCGGCCGCCUCGGCUCCCUGGCUCUGGCUGCGUUCAGAUACACCAAUUUGCCCUACCAGACGUGGGAACUCAAACCGACAUCGAAUGGAAUCCUCUUCUCAAUCACAGCUGCCGUCGUUGUUGUCGAAUUCAUUUUUAAAGACGGAUUGGUAUCACUCAGUCAGCUGCAAAACGGCACCACAAACGCCCUGCAAGACCAAGUCGGAAAAUUCUACAAGCCGAAAAAAUUAAUUAAGAUUAUGCGGCUCGGCGGCGUGGACAUUUUUCCUCCGCACGACGCGCACUGCUACAUGUCAGCGGUGUCGCCCAAACAGCGAACCACUGAACGCCACUUGUACCAAUGCAUGGCGUACGCCGCCAAGUCCCACUGUUUCGCUUGGAGCAGGUGGAAUUUGUUGGCUGGACACACGAGAAUAGUUUUGCAGAUGAAAGAAAUUAACAUUGAAGACCCCACCAAAUCGCAAGCAGAAUUCGACAUGUUGCUGGUGACCAGCCAAAGGUCGAGCGUAGUUCAUUGUACAGAAGUGAGCCAAAGUUUCAGCGAUGAACCAGCGCAAGGAAUGAACUUCUACGCUGACGUUUAUCACCUGCUUCUCAAUCAUGGAUCUGAAAAGGCUAAAUCCUUUUUAAGAGAGCCCGACGUACCUCUAGUUCACAGCGUGUUUGAUAUUUUGGACGCAACCAAAGUGCUUAGUUUCUCUUAAGCACUGGAAAUUCAACUCUUAAUUUUGAUGCUUGAAUUUUUUUUAAAUAAACGAAGCAAAAGAUUU